Molecule: messenger RNA, 1557 nt
Organism: Penicillium arizonense
Lineage: Eukaryota; Fungi; Ascomycota; Eurotiomycetes; Eurotiales; Aspergillaceae
Product: putative C6 transcription factor
Exons: 4
Coding region: 1-1557 (518 amino acids)
Biological process (GO): DNA-templated transcription
Molecular function (GO): zinc ion binding; DNA binding
Source: RefSeq, a predicted model, not a curated record
AUGGCUGUCACCUCCGUCUCCGAGCCUUUCAACUUCACCCUCCCUUCUAGCAGCUCCGGUGGCUCGAUUAAAAAGCCCAUCAAGUCUGUUUCCAAGCCCUGCUUCGGAUGUGACUGCGGAGAUGAAGACCCAGCACGAGCACCAUGGGAAAAAGAGCGCGGCCAGAGUUUCAAUACCCUUCUGAUGAAUAUGAAUGCUCUCAAUCCAUUCGAAUUACCUGACUUCGGGGUCUUGCAGGUCCACCUCGAGGCAUUCAAGGCCUCAAAGGUGAUGCGACGCAUCUUUCCCAUCAUAGAUUUUGAACUCUUUGAUGAGACCAUCAGAACAGCUUACAAACAUCCGGGUCCAACCUUCGGCUAUGGACAAGCUAGUGCGCGAGUCUCUGUCAUUGCCUUUAUUAGCUUCGCUUCUCGCCUUCCUCUUGUGAAGGAAAUGGUUGCUGCUCUGAACAUAGCUCCAGUUGACCAUGAUCUACUUGCUACGAGAGCACAGUUUUUGAUGCCUCAAGUGCUUCAAGAGAGUCCUAGUCUGGACUCUGCCCAGGCUCUCACCAUGUUGACUCUCGUUGAACUAUCGGCUGGAAAUAUGCAGGCAACAAAUUACUAUGCCGGAAUCACAGCACGAUUGAUUUUUAUGCUUGGUGGGAACGUACCGGACGGCCAGCCCUAUUCGUUUGAUAAACGCCGCCAGCAGAAGGACCAACAAAUACGAAACUUAUUCUGGAUCUGCUACACAAUGGACAAAGAUAUUUCGCUCCGCACCGGCCAGCCGCCUACGAUCAGCGAUGAAAACUGUGACCUGACACUGCCGCCGGGCUAUCUCGAACGAGCAUUCCUGGACGUGGAAGACGAGGAUGCGCCGUUCCUGGGACCAGUCUUCCCCUUUGACCUACGUCUGAGCAUAAUCAAGGCUCGCGCGCACAGAGAGCUCUAUUCAGUGAGCAGUCUUCGAAAAUCCGAUGCCGAGCUCCUCAAGUCAAUUCGGGAACUAGAUGACGAGCUUGAAGAGUGGCGUCUUUCGGUUCCUCCGACGUGGCGUCCAACCAUGUCCUUUUCUCCGGAGACAUCUGAUCCCAAUAUGGGUAUGCACAGUGUCAUGCUGCGGUUGAAUUAUCAUUUGUGCAUGGCUAUCAUUCACCAAGCAAGUGGUAGGUGUAAAUCAUGGAUGGAAGGGCAAAGUGGCAUGGUGGAUGGAGUGAGUUCGAGCAUGGCUCUUUCGGUAGAGGCCAGUCGAUCAAGUCUCUGUUACCUCGAGGCGGCAGAACAUGUGGUGGUCGAUGGGGUAUUCUGGACCCUCAUCUUCUACCCCAUGUCUGCACUACUCACCAUCUUCUGCAGCAUCCUUCAAAACCCACUGGAUCCACAUUCGCGCGAAGAUUUGGACCGACUAAAGGUUGCCACUGUCAUGAUGGAGCGUGUAUUUUCACGAAAACUGCCAGAGAAUGAGCUUGUGCACUUCAAGAUGGUCGCCGACUUCGUUAUGGAGUUGAAGCGACUAGCUGAAUGUGCCAUUGACAAGGCCUGGGCAGAGCAGCGUGCCAGCCACAUGGUGAAAUGA